GUUCGGAGGCUGCGAACCCGCCAGGACGCCGGCUGGCGGCAGAGCAACUUGCUUCUCCGGCGGCGGCAGCGAGCGAGCAGCCCUGUAGCUCCGCCCGGGGAAGUUCGGAGGCUGCGAACCCGCCAGGACGCCGGCUGGCGGCAGAGCAACUUGCUUCUCCGGCGGCGGCGGCGGCGAGCUGCAGCCUCGCGGCCCCCAGCCCAGCCCAGCCCAGCCGCUGAGAGCAGCCUGGCCCCCCUCCACCCCGUACAGACGCCCUGCUGGGCGCCGAAGACACAGUUGUGAGGGUCCCUUGCAAAUCUCCAGACAAGGAUGGCUUGUGAAAUCAUGCCCCUGCAAAGGACUUGGCAUCUUUCAGUCAUGUGCUGCAAACGGUGUAGAGUUCCUUGGACGUAACGUGCUUCCCCGAGACCGGAGGAGUGUAGAUAUUUGACCGCUUCUUUUGCUGACAACUUCUGCCCAGCUUCUCAUCUUCUUCACUUGAUUCGUCUGUUCAGUUAUUGCCUUCCUCGAAUGAAAAUAAAUAUAAGAAAGCGGCUUUGACAUGUGAAGAAAAACAGAAAGUGAAGAAUGUAUCGAGCGGGUUUAAAAUAAAACUGAGUCAGCUUCUUAGCAAUGUUGUGGAGCUGCGGUGAGCUCCAAGCUCGUUUUGAAGGAUGUCGACAGGCGAAAAGACCUCUUAAAAAUGCAUCUUAGGAGGCUUCUCUGCUGGAGUUCAGAUCUAGGCAAGGAUUUUCUAUCAAUAAGUGCUUUAUAAUACGUGGACAUAAACGUGAAGGUUAUUAUUUCCCCAUGAAUAAUUUCUAGAUAGGUUUAUUACACAGAUGACAUCUUUGAACAAAAACACUGCUCUGUAAGAAUGAUUAAGCUCAAGGCGCUGUUUUGUUCAUUAAUGAUUGUAAUAUGGAUCGUGGAGGGUGAGGUGGAGGAGUUAUACCAGUGCAGAAAAAGGUAAAUUUAAACAAAGGGCUUGUUAAAAAGAACACGGCUGGUGAGCUAAUACGUGAAUAAGGUGUCGCGGAAUGUUGAAGCUGGAAGUCACCUCCGUGGUGAUGGAGUCCAGCCCACCAGUUUCACAGCAGGAAAACUGAGGCUUGAAGGAAGUCUGAGUUGCCCAAGGUCAUGUUUUAGGAUUUUUAGAAUUACUUUUGCCAAUCAUAUUAUCCUAUUUCAGCCGCACCUGCUCUACAUGCGGUGGCAUUUGAUUCCAUGUAAACGCUUCCUUUAAGAAAACUGUUAGUGGAAGUGAUUUUAAAAGUCAAAUGGUUAACGUGGUUUAUCUAUAAGAUUGAAUAAAACCUAGACAAAAAAUUGAAUUUUAUUUUUAAAAACCAUGCCACCCAUAUUUUACUGGAUGUUCAUGUUUCAACAUGAAAAUAAGGUAAACAAAAAUUGAGUGUUCGUUUGGAAAAUGGUUCCUGCAGAUGUACCCUGUGAGAGAAAACGGUGUAGUUGUUUUCCUUUCACUGUAAUGCCAAGUGCACUGUCAUGGGAGCUUGAUGGGGGUGUCCCUAGAAUUCCUUUUCUAAAAUUGAUAACCCAAGGUAGCACAGAGUGAUUUAUGGAUAGAUCUGAAAUUUGUCUAUAUUAAUUCAGUGGAAAUGUCCACAUGCUUGAAACUUGCAAGAGACUAAAAACUAAUGUACACUUUUUGGAGUCUUGAUUUGGUUUCCAACUUUAAAGUUGGGACCUUGUUUUAUCUUAUAAUGGUGUCAGGUCUUAAGUGUCUUAAGCAAGUUCUUUCUAGAUAAGCAUAUUGGCUCUUACUGAACUCUGUAAUAAGCUGCUCAGUGAUAUAAUCACUGUUAAGAAGCAAACAGAUCUUUAUUCAGCUAAAAUAUUGUUUAGAGAGUUAAGUUGAUGAAAGCUAAAAUAGAAUCAGCGUAAUUUCCUGCAAAAUUAUUUUGCACUAUUAGUCCUUACUAAUAAGCCUACGUAAGAGGAAUAAUUUGACUUUGCGUUCAAGACUGCCGAUCAGUGCAUUCACUGUCUCCCUGUUUCUGAGAGUUUAAUUUGAUUGAUUACCCUGCAAUCCUCACUUCCAGCCUGUGCCUGCCUGUGAUUAUGUACUUCUUGAAGGCAAGGAACAGUUCGCAGGAAGAUGAAAGACCUAUGUCACCUUUCUAUUUGAGUGCCCACGUAUCCCAAGUCAGCAACGUGUCAGCAACGGGAGAGCUCUUAGAAAGAACCAUCCGGUCAGCUGUAGAACAACAUCUUUUGGAUGUUAAUAGCUCUGGAGGCCAGAGUUCAGAGGACUCAGAAUCUGGAACAUCACCAGCAUCUUUCUCCACAUCCACCAAACAGCGGCGACGCCAGUCUGAAGAGCAGGAUGAAGUUCGACAUGGCAGCGACGUGGGACUUAUCAACAAAGAAAAUAUUCCUUCUGGGUUCAACAACCUUGAUGAAUGUAUUUUGAAUGCUCAUCAUGAAGCGGAAAAAUUACAUGAAAAUACUUCUGGUUAUAUUGGAGAAAGGGGCAAACCGAAACGUCAGAAAUCCAGUUGCAAACUUUCUGAGCUCAGUGAACAUCAAGAUAGUCUUGUGAAUAUGGAAAGUCUCAAUCCCACACCAUCUCAUGAAAGGAUUGGACCUGAUGAUGUUGAACUGAUGUCCGAUGGAAGCAAAGAAAAUGAAAACGACGGCAGACAGACCCAGCAUUUUGAGGAACCCACCAUGAAGAUCCAGGAGCAUCCCAGCGUACCUGACAGCAAGCUGCAGAGGACUCCCAGUGCUGAUGACCAGCAAGAGAGCUUUGUCUCCGGAGCGCCUGAGCUGGACCUGACUGUGUUAUGUGAUGAGAAGAGCUGGGAAGAGCCCGCCCCUGCUUUCUCCUCGUGGCAGCAGGAGAGCGUUCGUGCUGGCGAAGCACGCCUCUCCCCGCAGGCAGGGCGCCUGAUUCGGCAGCUCCUGGAUGAGGACAGCGACCCCAUGCUCUCGCCCCGCUUCUACGCUUACGGGCAGAGCAGGCAGUACCUGGACGACACGGAAGUGCCUCCUUCUCCCCCCAAUUCCCAUCCGUUCAUGAGGCGACGCAGCUCCUCUCUGGGCUCCUACGACGACGAGCAAGAGGACCUGACGCCUGCCCAGCUCACGCGGAGGAUUCAGAGCCUUAAAAAGAAGAUCCGAAAGUUUGAAGACAGGUUUGAAGAGGAGCGGAAGUACAAGCCUUCCCACAGCGACAAAGCAGCCAAUCCAGAGGUUCUGAAAUGGACAAAUGACCUUGCCAAAUUCCGGAAACAACUUAAAGAGUCAAAACUGAAGAUAUCGGAAGAGGACCUAACCCCCAGGAUACGGCAGAGAAGCAAUACUCUCCCCAAGAGUUUCGGCUCCCAACUUGAGAAAGAAGACGAGAAGAAGCAAGAGCUGGUAGAUAAAGCCUUAAAGCCUAGCGUCGAAGCCACGCUGGAGUCCAUCCAAAGGAAGCUCCAGGAGAAGCGGGUGGAAACCAGCCGUCCUGAGGACAUUAAGGAUAUGACCAAAGACCAGAUUGCUAAUGAGAAAGUGGCCCUGCAGAAAGCUCUGUUAUAUUAUGAAAGCAUUCAUGGACGGCCGGUGAGCAAGAAUGAACGUCAGGUUAUGAAACCGCUGUACGACAGGUACCGCCUGGUCAAACAGAUCCUGUCCCGAGCCAGCACCGUCCCCGUCAUUGGUUCCCCUUCCAGCAAGCGGAGAAGCCCUUUGCUGCAGCCAAUUAUCGAGGGCGAAACUGCUUCCUUCUUCAAGGAGAUAAAGGAAGAAGAGGAGGGUUCAGAAGACGAUAGCAGCACAAAGCCAGACUUCACCGUCACCCUGAAAACCGAUUUCAGUGCACGUUGCUUUCUGGACCAAUUUGAAGAUGACACUGAUGGCUUUAUUUCCCCAAUGGAUGAUAAAAUACCAUCGAAAUGCAGCCAGGACACCGGGCUUUCAAAUCUCCAUGCUGCUUCAAUACCAGAACUCUUGGAACACCUUCAGGAAAUGAGGGACGAAAAGAAAAGGAUCCGAAAGAAACUUCGUGAUUUUGAAGACAACUUUUUCAGACAGAAUGGAAGAAACGUCCAGAAGGAAGACCGCACUCCUAUGACUGAAGAAUACAACGAAUAUAAGCACAUUAAGGCAAAACUGAGGCUCUUGGAGGUGCUUAUCAGCAAGAGAGACACCGAUUCCAAGUCCGUGUGAGGAGGCAGCCCUACCCGAGCCACGGGGGCUGGGGAGGCGGGGGGAAUGUGCCCCCCGCCUCCCCUGGCAGAUAGCAGCUCUGCAGGAACUGGAAGGCAGCCUCGGAGCUGGACCUACAAAGGGAGUAGCUCUUCUGCCUCCGGGCCACUGGGAUCAUCCCCAGUUUCCACUGCCUGCCUUGGAAACCGCCUAGAUGGAAGGAGCCCACCUGCCCCCGUGUAGGAAUUGUGUAAGGGAAGGUCGAGAUCUCCGUGCACCCGAGCGCUCACAGACACACGCUGUAGCGGAAGCUUCGCUGACACUGGCAGCGACGAAUCACUACACUGACGCACACUCAUCUACAGAGGCUACACGCUGUUCUUCUCUGGAUAACUGAGACACAGCCUGUUCUCUGUCGGACGGUGACAAAACAAGCUCAGGACUUCACUCUGUAGAGCGAACUUGCUGUGCACGUCCAAUGCAGGUGCCCGAGAGAGCACGGGCCCAGCCCAGGAGAGCACGGGCUCUCUUUGGACCCAGUCAGGGGGGGCCCUGCAUUGGAGCCCUGUUUGCUGCCUCGACCAUCCUCGUGACCUUUCCACAGAGCUGCGCCUUUCCCCACUCGUGUGAAUCGCUUCCCCUUUAGCUCUCGGGUGGACGGAAGCUGCAUCUGCCCAGAAGGGCCGUGCAGUCCUCUCUUUGACCGUGUGCUUCUUCGCGACGUCCUCAGCUGAUAGAGAACUGUGAUCCCUGACUAGGGCUGGACCAUCUGCAGAGGACAGAGGGGAUAGAGAAGUAGCUAAUAUUUGUGCUGAUUUUUAAAUUAGGCAGCGGUGAAGAGCCUGGAGAAUCCUUUCCUGAACGUUGACUGCACUUACCAGCCUCAGAUUUUAAUAUCAAACACUAAGCGAGGCCAGCAGCCUCUUCGGGGUUUGGUUUGGUUUGGUUUUGGCUCUAGCCAAACUAAAGGGUCUUGCUUAAUUCUUAGCUUAAGUGUAGAGGAUCGUGAGAGAGAAAGAGCCUGUAUUCUAAGCCUCCUGAGUACUUACCAGAGUUUAAUUUUUUUUCUUUUUUUUAAGUAAACCUGCACUAAAAAUCUCCUGAGGGGUAAGUAUAGCCCUCAGAGCUCAGCCUAAGGCAGAAUCUAAAUCACACUAUUUUCAAGAUCAUGUAUAAAGAGAAAAAAAAUAAUGGUGUAUAGCCAAUUAUGAUCAUAAUUUUUUCAAAGACGGUGUCACAAAACUGUCUAUAUUAGACAUUUUGGAGGGACCAGGGAAUUUAAGACACCAAAUCGUUCAUCUCUUCAGUGUGCUGAUGUUAUCUUGUGAUUUGUCGUUACUUUUUGACUUUCUGUGUUUGCGCUGAGGAAAGUGGGUCCUGGUUCUGCCUGCCCAUCCUGGCCCACGUUUCUGCUCCGUGAGGUCGAGCACAGGUGUCUGCCCACCAGCCGCUGGUUGCCAAGAGAAGGUGUUUCAGCAGGCUCUGCCUUUUGAAGAUAAUGUUGCGGGAUGAACAGGACAGCAAAGGGUACCAUUUUGUUUUCUUUAAUAAUAAUAACAAGGAGAGAACUCUUCCUGAUCAGUUGUCAGUUUCCAAAAUGGGUUCUUGAGAAACUGUCUGGUCAGAUUCGAUUUGUAGCAGCAUUUUCCAUUGUUGAAGUGAAGUAGCAGCUCUCUGUCGGUUGAAAAUCGUUUAAGUCAGGAGUAGGGGAAAAAGAAUACCUUUAAGUUUGCUCUUAAAAAUAAUCAUCCAAAAGCAUGAGCUAUAUGUUGAAAGUGCCCUGGUUGAAUCCACAUACUUAAAGACGGUACAUAAUCCUGCAAUAUAGAUAUAGCUUGGUAUUCUUUGCUCUACUGUUUACAUUGCAGAUUGCUAUAAUUUCAAGGAGCUAUAUUAUAAGUAAAAUGAUGCACUUUAGGACGUUUUCUAUUUUUGAAAUCUGAACAUGAAUCAUUCACAUGACCAAAAAUUGUAUUUUUUAAAAGAAAUACAUGUCUAGUUUGUCCUUUUUAAGUAAUUAUUCUCUUACAUAAGCUAUAAUAUAAAUCACAUCAUUACCAGUUAACUUUCAAAGCACAUCUGUCUAAGAGUAUUGUUUUGAAAAUACUAAUAUGCUAUAGAACUUUAAAAGAGAAAAAGCUAUAUAAAUGAGAAGCUACUAAAUGUUUUGAAAUCUAUUGUUUCUGCCAAAGGUAAAUUAAGUAAAAGAUUUAUUCAGGAAUUCCCAUUCAAAUUUGUAUGAUUGAAUAAAAGAAGACACCAAGUUAUAGUAAAAUGUGUAUGGAAUGUCAUGUUUUCCUUUGUAAUUUAUAAUAAUAUUCUUUCUAGAAUGGUGCCCAAAUUAAGGGAGGGAAGCCCCGUUUACACGAGAUUCUAUCUGAAGACAGGUUAGUCCGUAGGUUCUGGCUCUGCCAGAAAUGCUGAGGCAAAUUUGUUUCCAUAGCAACCAUUUUUGCAGCCCAGAGUCUCAAGGCCCUAGAGGCAGUGUCUUAAUUGGCUUAACACAGAAUACUCUGGACUGCGGUUUUUCCUUUGCUCUGUCGGGAAUGUGUGCGUGCUUAUGAGCACCUGCCAACAAAAUAAAUGUCAAGAGUUAUUUAAUAACAAUGAUAAGUAAAAGUAAAGCAUGAGUAAACUUGGCUGUGUGAUUGUAAGAAUCAGAGAUAGCAGAGGCUUGUAAUUUUCCCAAGCAUUUGCUUUUUAUUGUGUUUUAGUCUGGAGCAAACCUUGAAAUAGAUAUUUAUAUUAAGUAUGUUAUCAGUACUGCAUUUCAUCUUUGAAGCAUUGAGUUUGGAUUUUACUUUUUAGACAGGUAUGUGCAAGGUUUAGGAUAAGGGCCUGCUGAGAAGUUUUUCAGGACAGCCGAAGUUUGUCUUGGUGCUGGUAGAAGAAAGCCUGCACAAUCUCAGUGAUCUCCGAUUCAGGGAAAAGUCCCAUGAAAGACCACAUCACAUUUCAAACUAGAGAACUAUUUUUUUUUAAUUGCUAGCUAUAAUUUAUUGUGAGCUAAUAAGUAGAUUGCUUUGGUUGCUAGUUUGAAGUCAAAAGAUGAUUAUUCAUUGGCAAGGCAGGGAUCAGCAAUGCCUCUAUAUGUAACAUCAGUGUGAUUUUUGCUUUCUCUCAUCCUGAUGCAACACUUUCAUGGUGGCAGAAGAGCCUGUUACAGGGUGUACCUGCUCCCAGGUGUAUCAUUUCUAGCCCAGGACAAGUGCCUCAGGGUUGUGCUUGUGUCAUAAGCAUGGCACUGAGAUGCACUCAGGCCAGCGAUCUUGGUGCCUCCUAAGGGCUGAGCUUAGAGCUAAUGUGAUUGAGCUUAGAAUUCCUCAUAAGGUGACUGUUAAGUUUAUUAUCAGAAUCAAAGGGCAGCCACGGUGCCAGUUAAGUUGGUUCUUUCUGGGACUGCCUAGUUCUCAGUAGACAGGAUUGAGCCCUGUAUCCGGAACUGAUCACAGAUUUAUAAGGAAAAUCAAAAUUUAAAGUUUGUUGAUGAAUUUUUUAAGAGAUUCUUAAUCUGAUCAUGAAGAUGCCAUCUUUCUUAAGGGUCUAUUUCUUAAGGCUAUAUACCUCACUACCUUUGAUGGUAUAUUUACAGCUGAACGCCAUAAUCUCUUUUAACUGCUUUGUGAAAAUCUGGUUGUAGUCUAACUUGGUUUUGCUUUCAAGACAGGUCUUCCUGACACACUGCAUCCUCGGGGGUUUUCUCCCGAGGUGGGGAGUGGUAGCUUCUGCACCAAGGUCAGCACCUCCGUGGUAUUCUUUCGUAGUAUCCAUUUGGUUAAACCAACAGGGAGGGACAAAACUGGGCUAAAACGUUAAAGCAGUGUUUCCUCCGAAGGCCAUGGGUUUAGCAGAAGCCAGAGUGUGCUUUCUCUUUCUUUGAUUAAUUCCCUUCCGUUAUAUUUUUUUCCCCACGUGACCCUCAAAAUCUACUGAAGAGUACAUUUUGUCAAAAGAUAGGCUAAACAUGUUUUCCAAUCUGUAGGUACUGAACUUGUGCAUACUGGCACUUCUUCACAGGGCAGCUGACACAGCAAGCUCCAAAAGAUGGUGAUCUACGUGUCACAGCCACUUUCCAGAGUAGAGGUCGUGCCCUUGGGGCAUCCACACUCUUCCACCGUGAUCCUUCAUGACAGAUGUAUGUGGAUAAGCUGAGGUCAAUGACAGGUACACACAGAUGUGUAUUAAAAUGAAAUCUAUACAUCUACAACUUCAUAUUGCUAUGAAAGUGCAGCUAUGUCUCUAGAGGAUCUCAUUUGGUCUGGAAUCCAGCCAGUCGUGGCCAUGUGUGCAGCUUGAGAAAUCGAUUCGGCAGAUCUAACUCUCAAUCUGAAAGCACCUAUACAAUCCUGAAAAUCUCCGAGAGUGGAUGCAAUUUUAGUAAAUAACGUGGGCCCAGAACAAUGUUUACAUGACAUGUAAGCAGAAAGUAUUUGAAAUUAACAGUUGUUCCUUUUUUAAAAUGUAAACCGAAUGAAAAUAUGUUAUGUACCUUUUUGUACAUGACUGUAUUUUGUA
This is a messenger RNA of Balaenoptera ricei (Rice's whale), 8652 nucleotides long. It is a transcript of the gene FAM13A, whose product is annotated as family with sequence similarity 13 member A. NCBI's taxonomy places the organism in Eukaryota, Metazoa, Chordata, Mammalia, Artiodactyla, Balaenopteridae. Bases 2065 to 4158 code for a protein of 697 amino acids. The record is from RefSeq and is a predicted model, not a curated record. Gene Ontology annotation, biological process: signal transduction. The transcript has 19 exons.